AUGCGCCGAGGCGAGCGCUGGCGCAGGCCUCUCUUCUGGCGACGUGUGUCUCCGCGGCGGCGUUGCAUCGGAGCCGAAGCGCCGAAGUCGACCGACCACUGGCUGCAGCAGCGUUCGCUUCCGGUCGCCUGUAGCCACGCAGGAGGAGCCUGUCUCGCCUUCACCCUCGGCGAGAGUACGCGCCUCCGCGGAGUCUCCGCGUCUGCGCCUGCAGCGCGGCUCCUGGCGCGCUCCGCUCGCUGCGCUGGAGUCGGGCUCGGCGGUGGGAGCUGCGUGCGAGGCGUGCGCGUGGAGCAGGCAGUCGAGCGGAGAAGCCUUUCUUUCCCUUCCGCCUUCCCGCGCAGCUCUGCGCCGCACAGAGGGCGCCGGGGGGGAGAGCCGAGGCACACGCAAGCGGCGAAGCGUGGGACCUGUCGGGGGUCGUGCCCGUCGGCGCAGGCGUCUCCGGUCUCUCCGGAGCCGCAGGGCAGAUGCUUCUGCCACUCCAUGCUCUCGCCCGACGCCGAAGGCCCCCGCCAGCCUCCGCCCGCUGCGCCGACGUGCGGAUGCUGCGGAAGCGGCCCUUGGCAGAGUCGGCGGGGCGUCGGCGGUUCUUUGGCGAGGUGGCGAGAGGCUGCUUCGCGUCCCUGCCUGAUAGAGGCUGCGGAAGAACUUCCUUCGAAUCUACACGUCUCCUCUUCGUCGUCCUGCUCAGUCUGUUCCUGCUGCCCUCACGCGAGAGUGCCGACGGCGGCGGAUCUGGGCUCCAGUGUGAGGCAUGCGGGCGGCCAGCCGCGGACGCGGUCGGAGGCAGAUGCCGCCUGGCGCCCAAGUCGUGUCUCCUCCACGUCUGUUGCGACUGUCGGAGCUCUGCGAAGCCCCAGCGACGCAGCUCGCUUCUCGGCUCCGACGACAUGUUGUCACACCUGCUCCCCGCUGACUCCGCACUCUGCAGACCUGCCCGUCGGCAGUCCUUUGGCUUCUGCGCCUCCAGGGGCCGCCCCCAGUCGCGCCGGCGGCCAGGGGUGCAACGGGUGUCUCUUGUCCAGCCCCGCGGGGCACUCACACCGAGAGUUUUCGUCGAGAAGCGACCUCGCGCGCGCCGCCGUCGCUCGAGACUCUGAACUCUACACGCAGGCGGCGGCAACGAGCCAAGUUCCAGCGGCGAGACCCGCGCCGGCCGUCGGCUGCGCACGCGCAUGCAGAGAAAGUCCCCGCCCGACCGUCUGUGAGGCAGACCCCGGCGACGGAUGCCGCCCGGGGCAGCGCCAAGCCCCCCCUGCGGUCGUUCGGCGCCGAGUUUUUCUGCGGCCGGCAGUCGCGGCGGGUCAGGAGAGUCGCGGCCUCUGUAGGCCAGGCGAGCGGGAAGACUUGACGCCGGACGACCAUCCAGUUCGGCUCGCUUGUGUGCAGCAGCAGCGGACUGCGUCUGCAGGUCUCUCUAGGGAGGGCGUCAGUCUCCGUGGAGCGUCUGCGCUGCAGCAGCACCGAGAUCUGGGCGUCUCGCCCGUCAACCUUUCGUCUCAGCCAGUUCCCAGUCACCGCGCUCGCCACGAGCCGCGCGCAUCUUCGCAGAACGAUGCAGGCACUGAACCGCCAGCCUCCUUCAUUUCUUCAGAGGGGCGCGGGCGGGGGUCUGCGGCUGUGCCUCCAGCAGGUGGAUGGCGAAGGAGCGAAGGAAGGGACUGGAUCGAGUCGAUGCGCGCGGAGCCCGAGAGCGCCGUUUCAGCAAGGUGGCAAGAAGACGGCAGAGGCCCGACGCUUCGCACUGUCGACACGUCUGCCGCUACUCGAACUCCUUCUUUGCGCCACGGGGCAUGCUCGCACCCAGUGCCCACAACAGAGGAACCGCGGCGGCGAGCGGAAGACCUGGAUGACCUGCACGCGGUUCUCGAGCGGCAGCAGCGAGAGCUGGCAGAGCAGUUGCGCCUCCUGGAUCUGAUCGAGAUGCAGCGGCUACAGAAUGGCUCGUUGGAGCCGCCAAAGGGAGGCGUGCGGAGUUCGCAUCCCGAGACUCCGGCUGGACGCCCGGCUUUGCAGAUCGCACAGGCGGCACCGUCUCCGCCUGCCGAUGCACGAGUCUGGGAAGUCGAUCUCGAAACCGUCCGCACACGCGUUCCGUGGGAUGACCCCGCUGGCCCUCGCGGCUCUUCUCAAGUUGAGGCGGGGGGGCGGCCUGAUCGAACCCGCGGGCUCCCUCCGCACGCGGACGACCGACAGACCCGCGGCGGGGGCCUUCCACCCGCGACCCGCGCAGAAACCGCGGAAGGAGGCCUCUCCGCAGCAGAGCAACACGAACAGCGCCUGCGGGAGCUGGAAGACGUUGUGUGGAUGCUGACGGCAGCUGAGAGGAAUCGCACCGGCGCGCCUUUGCAUGCGUAA
Messenger RNA from Besnoitia besnoiti, 2361 nucleotides. RefSeq lists its product as uncharacterized. Bases 1 to 2361 code for a protein of 786 amino acids. Lineage: Eukaryota; Apicomplexa; Conoidasida; Eucoccidiorida; Sarcocystidae. The transcript has a single exon. The record is from RefSeq and is a predicted model, not a curated record.